This is a messenger RNA of Leptinotarsa decemlineata (Colorado potato beetle), 2391 nucleotides long. RefSeq lists its product as uncharacterized. The record is from RefSeq and is a predicted model, not a curated record. Lineage: Eukaryota; Metazoa; Arthropoda; Insecta; Coleoptera; Chrysomelidae.
UUUCAUAAUGGUGAAUAAGUUAACAUGUGAAUAGAAGGUGUGGUAAAUGAAAAUAAAAUUGUAGCAAGGUUGCAUAGCGGUAUAAAACAAGAGUUUAAAGAUAAAUGACAUUCAUGUUAUAUUCUAGUGUCAGUUCACGGAUCCUGCAAUGAAGCUUAUGCUCUGGCUUCUAGCCCUCUCUGGCUAUAUCAUAACAGUCCGAUGCUCCCUGAGUACGAUAGUCGCCAAUCCUGGGGGGAUUGGUGGUAUUUAUCGUGGUCCAAACUCUGAAACAGUUAUCAAGGGACCAGAUGGAAGUCUCAUAACAUCUCAGGAAACAGGCGGCUCAAUUCAAACCAACUCCAAACUGGAACCCAUCAUAGUAGCUGAAUCAGAAAUCGCUUCUCCAAUCGCACCAGAAAUAGUUCCUGACGUCAGCCCUGUUCCAUUAGCUCCACUAUCAUCACCAGACGUUCCUAUAGCCACUCUCAUUCCGCCUCUGGAACCAGUCAUUUCUGCCACGGUAGCUCCAAUAACAGCUUCGGUAUCUCCGGUUAUUGCAUCAGUCAAUCCAGUAGUUGAACCUCAUGUGGUGGAGAUCAUAGAACAGGAUCCUCAUAUCAUUGAAACCGAAAUAGUCGAUGCUCCAGAUGUUGAACCUGAACUGUCUUCCGAUCUGGUAGGACCGUCAGGAAGUAUUUCUACUAGAGGAUCUAGUUCCGUCGUUUCUGGUCCAGCUUCAACGACAAUAUCAAAGCCUGCUAGAGUGGUGAUAGCUGCACCUGUCCUGCCUAUUGUUCCAGUUAUAUCAUCGGUCACGACCCAUCUACAUUCCACACCAUACGUUGAAGUUAACAACGAAAUUCCUCUAAAAUCAAUUUCCAGAGCAACCGUAGCUGCCGAUGUAUCGCUUGUUCUAUCAACUAUUGCUCCCAUUGGGAUCAGUACAGUAUCCACCUUGGCACCACCAAUAAUCAGAGAUGUUUCUAAUGUGGAAACAGGUCUGAGAAACACCGGAAUCAAUAUAGUGUCUACAUUAUUACCACCAAUAAUUAGAGAUACUCCUCCCAUAACUGGGAACAUUGGAGUCAACGUAGUGUCUACGUUAGCGCCACCCCCUAGUGAUUUGGGUAAUAUAAGAGGUUAUGCUGGAUCCAGUUCAGUUUCUUCAACAGUGAGAGAUUUUCGUCCUGUGGUUUCCUCUACAAGUCGCCCACCAGAAUUUUGGAACCCUGAUAUUUAUGAACAAGUCAAAUUACAGGUGCCAACGCCUCUUCCCGUAAGUAGAUUCUCCACUGCUCAUAACAGAGUUUUGGCAACCCCAGCCUCACCUAACAGCUUCAGUGAAGACAGUAACAUUGUUCAACCAGCUUCCUCAUAUGGGUUCAUUGAUAAUUCAGCAAGAUCUGACCAAGAUUCCUCAACGUUCUCGCCUGGAGUUAUUUAUUCAUCAACUGUGGGACCUCCGCCUAUUGUCACCCACGACACUCCAGUUUCAAGUGAAAAUAUACAAGGCCUAGAUGAAAAUCUUCAAAAUACUAAACAAAUUAUCAAUACCAAUGUUGGAGCCAAUUUACAACCAGGUUCUUCCAAUGAAUUUAUUAGAAAUUCGCCUUUCUCCGGAGAAAUUUCUCCUACCCCAAGCCCUAGAGUAAUAUAUUCAUCAGAAUUCCCGCCAGGAUCAUCUUUUGGUAAUGAUGUUGCCUUGCCGGAUGGAAAUAUUCACAGACUUGAAGAAGCAGUUGUAAGUAACGGACAGUUUUUUAUUGACCCGACCAACAUUCCAUCACGAAAUAUCAUACCACCAGAGAUAGGUCGUCUUCCACCUGUUUCCAAUGGAGCUACAGACUUGGGAACAACCGUACAAGUUUCUUCAGUUCCAAGAGCUCCUGAACUACUCUCGCCUGAGUCACCCAACGUUCAAAGAAUCGAUAACGCAGGAAAUGGAGCAGCUUAUAACUACAGGAACAUCCCUGAUCGAAGUGAAGAGAAUCUGCAAAACGAGAUAAUUCUUUCUGAUUCCGGACGGGAUUUGAGUAAUGAGGUAUAUCAACUGCCGGUUGGAUUUACUUCCAAUGUUCCCCUGUUGAGAAACACGAAUCCUAUAGUUGACAGUAGAGAUUUUCGAAGGCAAUUCGCACAAGUUCAAUCACCUCUCGCACCUGAUAGUGGUUAUCCUCUUAGGCCAGGAGAUUAUGAUGACAGUGGUUCUGUUAAUUUAUGGAAUAGGUAUGGCCGUACGGCCCAGCAUAAAAACCAGUGAAAGUUUUUAUGUUCUCGGUGAUUAAGACUAGUCAGUUCAUACAAAGAGGUGGGGGAUAAUUAGUCUGGCACUGUUAUUUGUGUCUGCAAUUUCAUAUUUUGUGUUCUUAUUAUAAUUUAUUUGAGUUUCAAUAAACUAUAUAUGAUCAA